Molecule: messenger RNA, 768 nt
Organism: Acaulospora colombiana
Lineage: Eukaryota; Fungi; Glomeromycota; Glomeromycetes; Diversisporales; Acaulosporaceae
Source: the annotation of a GenBank genome assembly
AUGAAAACUCAAAUUUCAAAAACUGUGGACAGCGUAGGGGCCGUAGAAAUGGAACAUAGAAUUUCUGACUCUGCAUCGGACUAUAAGGAUUCUCAGAUGGGGAAUGAAUAUGAUGCGACCACGAAUCGCGAAAAAGUUCUUGGAACAUUAAGUGGCAUGUCCAUGAACAUAAAUAAUAUGAUAGGGAGCGCGAUAUUUUCUGCUACUGGAGAUAUCUGGUUUUUAACCGGAAGUGGAGGAAUGACUUUAUUACUAUAUGUAAUUGGGUUUGUUUACUCCUUGGUGGGAAGUUUCAUUUAUGUUGAGUUGGAUAGUAGCAUACCAGAAUCAGAUACAUUGGACGAGAUGAAAGAUCCGGAAAAACGGCUAAAGAUUUCAAACCCCAUCAGUGUUUUGGUGGUUGGAGUUCUGUACAUUCUUGCCGUUCUUUCAAUAAUAGUAGUUGUAGAUCCUAGUGCUGGUCACGAAGAUGCCUAUAACCAAGUUAUAAGCACACAAUUAGGCAAUGAAAUUGGUCUAGGGGGUCUGGUCUCUGUGCUGAUUGCGGUUUCCUCGAUUGGUGCCGUUGGCUCAAUGGUAUGGAGUGGCUCAAGAAUUGUUGCCGCCGCCGCUACCAAAGAUUAUAUUCCUUUUUUCUCCCCAAAAUUACGGGAGUUUCAUGAAAAAUUCAAUACCCCAUUUAAUGCCUUGAUCUUUCAAUGGAUUUAUUGCUCUGUGAUUGUUCUGUUCUUCCCCUCAAACAACCCUACUAUGCACUCACAAACAUGA